This is a messenger RNA of Drosophila innubila, 984 nucleotides long. RefSeq lists its product as uncharacterized. The record is from RefSeq and is a predicted model, not a curated record. Bases 60 to 830 code for a protein of 256 amino acids. The transcript has 2 exons. NCBI's taxonomy places the organism in Eukaryota, Metazoa, Arthropoda, Insecta, Diptera, Drosophilidae.
UUUGGCUUAUAAGACUUAAAUUGUUUUUAUUGCAUUUAGACCCUUUAUAACUGCUUUCAAUGGACGACACUUCCAAAAUUAGAGAAGAGCUACAUGCCAUAUUGGAGGAUAGAAAUAAUGAGAAUAAUCAGAGCAACAUAUGCACAUAUCUGGAGAAUCUACAGGAUCGAGUCAAGCAAACAGUUUGCCAGCACUCUGAAAUAAUUCAUUCAUCGGUGAGCCUUAUAAAAGAAUUGGGAGAUGUAUCCACAAUGUUGGCAUUGACCCAAUCCGGGUCAGAUCUGCAGGCAACUAAUAUCAAACGCUUGAUUAUGGAGUUCGAGAACUUGCACGCUGGUGACAGUAGCCAAGGAUUGAGCUCUAGUGAUGUUACACAUCUUCGUAGUAUAAUUGCCGACUAUCAACGUCUUGACGAAAGUCAUUUGCUUCAGGACAGCCUAAUGUGCUUCAAGCUAGCCAAGGAGUCAUUGGAAAAGGUUGAGUCCCUGAUGAGCCAAUUGAGUGCAGCCGGCUGGGAAACUGCAAAUUCAUCACAACAGAGCAGUCAUACGCUGGCGAAUAGCCAAAGUGCCAGUCUCAGUCUCCGAGAGAAGAUCCGGGCUUUUAACAAAGCCUCCGAGCAGGGAAAAAACGCUCUGCAAAACUUCACCCUGUGUUUUAGUAGCAACAGCAGCACGGAUAUUACCUCUGGAGACGAUGUUAAACCUGUUUCAGUUGAGACCAGAUCCCGCACGAAUUCCGGCUACGAGGGUGACGUUGAUAGUGAACUGGAUCAGGUUGGGGAAACCAUUAAAGAGUCACAAAAACAGGGAGGCAAAAGUAAUGCUUGAGAUGCUUAUAUAAAUUCAAGUUUAACAUUUCAAAAAUGAACAUUCGUAUAUCAGGCUCAAAAUUUAACUCAUUUAAGUACAAGUAUUUGUUAUAAAUUCUCAAUUUUAAUUCUAUAAACUAAGCUAUAAACUAAUAAAAUUGUCUACGAGGUAA